Molecule: messenger RNA, 1158 nt
Organism: Zingiber officinale
Lineage: Eukaryota; Viridiplantae; Streptophyta; Magnoliopsida; Zingiberales; Zingiberaceae
Product: zinc finger MYM-type protein 1-like
Exons: 1
Coding region: 1-1158 (385 amino acids)
Source: RefSeq, a predicted model, not a curated record
AUGAAGGGUACAACAAUUGAUCAUGCUGUUCAAGAUCAAAUCAAGAAGGCAAAAGAGCAUUGGAGGAAGGUAUUACACCGAUUAAUUUCACUUGUGAAAUUUUUGGCUAAACAAAAUAUAGCAUUUCGUGGUAGUAAUGAGAAACUUUAUGAUGAUAACAAUGGAAAUUUUAUGGCUGCUAUUGAGAUGAUUGCUGAGUGGGACUCAGUGAUGAGGGAACAUAUUGAAAGAAAUACACAUCAUCAUUAUCUUAGCCACAAAAUUCAGAAUGAAUUGAUAUGCUUGUUAGCUUCUCAAAUAAAGAGUUCUAUUCUUGAAAUCAUUAAAAAAGGUAAGUUCUUUUCUGUAAUACUUGAUUGCACUCCUGAUGUUAGUAACCAAGAGCAAAUGACUUUAGUUAUAAGAUGUGUUGAUGUUUCUACAAGCCUAAUGAAAGUAGAAGAAUACUUUUUGGGAUUUUUAAAAGUGGAUGAUACAACAGGACAAGACUUCUUUGAAGAACUACAAAAUGUGUUAAAGAGUUUUGAUCUUGAUAUUAAUAAUGUGAGAGGGCAGGGAUAUGAUAAUGGGGCAAAUAUGAAAGGGAGGCACCAAGGCAUACAAAAAAAAUUGUUGGAUAUAAAUCCUAGAGCAUUGUAUACUCCAUGUGGUUGUCAUUGUUUGAAUUUAACACUUUGUGAUAUUGCAAAUUCCUGUGGAAAAGCGAAAGACUUUUUUGGAGUAGUAGAACGGAUUUAUACAAUAUUUUCUCAUUCUACAAAGAGGUGGAAGAUUUUGAUAGAUCAUGUAACGAUAAAAGGUUUAACUCUCAAGCCAUUGUCAAUCACUCGAUGGGAAAGUCGUACUGAAAGUGUAAAAGCAGUGGCACUUCAAGCUCAACAAAUCAGAGAAGCUUUACUUCAAGUUGCAGAAGAAAAAGACACUAACUCUAAAAUAAGAAGUGAAGCUAAGUCUUUAGCAACAUUUGAACUUGAAAAUUUUGAGUUUUUAGUGGGUAUGAUUAUUUGGUAUGAGAUAUUGGGUAAAGUUAAUAAUGUUAGCAAAAGCUUACAAUCUGAAAACAUGCUUAUUGACGUUGCUAUGACCAAGAUUAAGGGGUUAAUUGCUUCUUUUGAAGAGUAUAGAGAAUCUGGAGAUUUGGAUAAGCUAUCAAUAUAG